Exophiala aquamarina CBS 119918 is the source of this 1494-nucleotide messenger RNA. RefSeq lists its product as uncharacterized. The transcript has 3 exons. NCBI's taxonomy places the organism in Eukaryota, Fungi, Ascomycota, Eurotiomycetes, Chaetothyriales, Herpotrichiellaceae. Bases 1 to 1494 code for a protein of 497 amino acids. The record is from RefSeq and is a predicted model, not a curated record. Gene Ontology annotation, biological process: transmembrane transport. Gene Ontology annotation, molecular function: transmembrane transporter activity.
AUGGUGCAGACAGCCCCAGUAUCAGCCGCCAACGAGCAGCUAGCGACACCAGCAGAUGGUCCGAGCCAGGCUUUGCAGGAAGCCCAAGAAAAUGGGACAAGAAGAACCGUUCAAGCUGUGUAUGACAGGUUUACAUACAUUCCGCCGAGGUGUCGAUAUGACCCACAGAAACCGUUCAAGUUCUCUAUAGGACUCAAUCUGUUGUUUGCAUUUGCGGGCUGUUUCACAGUAGCGAAUUUGUACUAUACCCACCCUAUUUUGAACUUACUGGCCGACGACUUCAAUGUCACAGACCAGGAGGCUUCUUACAUUCCAACCUUGGCCCAAGCAGGAUAUGCUGCAGGAUUACUGUUCUUGUGUCCUCUGGGUGACCUAGUCAAAAGGAGAGCUUACACCCUGUGGCUCGUCUGGUUUACGGCCACGCUAUGGAUUGGGCUCUGCGUGACAGACUCCUUUAUUCUCUUUGGCGUCUUCACCUUUAUCACCGGCGCCACAACCGUGACGCCUCAAUUAAUGUUGCCAUUGGUCGGUGACAUGGCACCGCCUCACCGUCGAUCGACUUCCCUCUCAAUCGUCGUUUCUGGUAUGCUACUAGGUAUGCUCAUCGCUCGACUCCUGGCAGGAAUCGUGGCACAGUACGUCGGUUGGCGGUACAUUUACUGGAUAUCAUUUGGACUGCAGUAUCUUAUCUUAAUUUUGCUUUACCUGUUCAUGCCAGAUUACCCCGCCACCGACCCUGGCAAGGCCAUCUGGAAGAGAUAUCCAUCGCUCUUGUUGGACAUCCUGAAGCUUGCAUUCCGCCACCCAGUCAUCAUCCAAGCGUGCUUGAUUGGAUUCUUCACUGCGUCUUGUUUUACUAGCUACUGGACAACACUCACAUUCCUCCUUGUCGGACCCAUUUAUGGCUUUAACUCCGUCAUAAUCGGCCUAUUCGCCCUCUGCGGCAUGGGCAGCAUGGUAUGGGGCCCCAUCUUCGCCCGGACAGUGAUGGAAAAACAUGAACCAUGGUUCUCCAUCGUCAUCGGCGAGAUCAUAUGCAUACUGGGUGUCGCCAUCGGCACCUACUCCGGCAAACACACCAUCGUGGGACCCAUCAUCCAGGCGAUCCUUAUCGACAUCGGCAAUCAGACGAGCCAGAUCGCAAACCGUACAGCGAUUUAUGCGGUUGCGCCUAAAGCGAGAAACCGCGUCAAUACUGCUUACAUGGUAAGUGUCUUCUCUGGCCAGUUGAUGGGUACAGCUGUGGGCAAUUCUCUCUAUGCAGCUUCCGGAUGGUAUGCCUCGGGGUCGGCGAGUGUUGCCUUCGUUGCAGUGGCAAUCCUCCUCUGCUUGAUUCGAGGCCCCCAUGAGAAGCGCUGGGUGGGCUGGCAUGGGGGUGCUAAAAUGCGGAAAGAGGUGUCCAAGCCUGUGCCUCAGAGUGUACAAGGCGAAGAAGCUGUACAACUGGAUGCAGAACUUCAACCGAGCAUUAAACUCGCCGAGAAGGGUGGCUGA